UCUUCUAUUGGGUGAGGUGGGGCUUCUCUUCUCUCCCCAAAAGAAGGAACUCUGGGUUCUCUGCGGGACACACACUUGGACACAGCAGUCCCAUCAGGCUUCCACGAUGCCGAACCCUGCCUCCUGGCCCCACCCUCUGCCUCCUUGCCUGCUGCUGGCGUUACUGCUGGGACGCACAGGAGUGGCGGCUCAGGAGCUGCAGGUGAUUCAGCCUGAGACGUCAGUGUCGGUCACAGCUGGAGAGACGGCCACUCUGCGCUGCACCACGACCUCCCUGAUCCCUGUGGGGCCCAUCAGGUGGUUCAGGGGCACAGGGCCAGGCCGGCAGUUCAUCUACGAUUUGAAGAAAAGCCACUCCCCCCGAGUAACAAAUGCUUCAGAUGUCACAAGGAGAGACAACCUGGACUUUUCCAUCCGCAUCAGUAACAUCACCCCGGCAGACGCCGGUGCCUACUACUGUGUGAAGUUCCAGAGACGAAGCCCUGGUGACGUGGAAUAUAAGUCUGGACCAGGCACUCGGCUCACUGUGAGUGCCAAACCCUCUCCUCCCGUGGUAUCAGGCCCCGCCACGAGGGCCCCACCUGAGCAGACAGUGAGCUUCACCUGCAGAUCCCAUGGCUUCUCCCCAAGAACCAUCUCCCUGAAAUGGUUCAAAAACAGGAACGAGAUCGCAGCCUCCCAGACCAGUGUGGACCCAGAGGGAGACAGCAUUUCCUACAGCGUCUCCAGCACAGCCAAGGUGGUGCUGGCCCCGGGGGAUGUUCGCUCCCAGGUCAUCUGCGAGGUGGCCCACGUCACCCUGCAGGGGGGCCCUCCUCUCCGUGGGACUGCCAACUUGUCUGAGACCAUCCGAGUUCCGCCCACCUUGGAGGUCACCCAACAGCCCAUGGCAGGGACCCAGGUGAACGUCACCUGCCAGGCGAAGCAGUUCUACCCCCGAGACCUCCAGCUGAGCUGGGUGGAGAAUGGAAACGUGUCCCGGAUAGAAACGGCGUCGACCUUCACGGAGAAUAAGGACGGGACCUUUAACAGGACGAGCUGGCUCCUGGUGAACUCAUCCGCCCACAGGUGGGAGGUGCUGUCCUGCCGGGUGGAGCACGACGGGCAGCCGGCAGUCAGCGCCAACCUCACCCUGGAGGCCUCUGCUCCCCAGAAGGACCACGACACACAUGAACACCCUGACCAGCCUUCGUUGUCUCCUUCUCUCCUGGUAGUUUUCAUCCUAGGCCCCAAAGUGCUGCUGGUGAUCGGUGUCACUGUCAUCUUUGUCCACAGGAAGCGUUAGGUCUGACUGGUACCACCCCCAGUCUCUGCUGCCUGCUUCCCUCCCUGAGGGGCCCAGCCUAGGCGAAGACCCAGCUGGAAGCUUCCACGACUCUGCUCCAAAUGGCUCUCCUCCAUGGAGACCAGCCUGCCCGCACAUUCCCAAGAUCUUCUCACAGUCCUCGAGGCCCCCAGAGCUGCAUCUUCAUACAUCACUCUGAGCAGGAAGGACCUCCCCCAACGUGGACUCCCCACCAUUUGAGAUUCUCUUUCACCGCUUAAGUACAAAUGAUUCGCCAUCAUGGUUUUAAGAAUAACAGUUAUUCUCUUUCCUCGUUCCCUAAAUGUCCUACCCCUCAAACCCCGAAGGUAGUGUUGCCUCCUGUCUCUGUGAUGGAACCAGAACUUCCAUCCUCCUGCGUCCUUCCCGACCCUUCUCUCACAGUAAAUAGACUGUGUCCAGAAGCCUCAGAGUCAUCCUUGCUUUCUCCUUCUCUUAUAUCCCAUAUUCACUUAUUCCUCCAAAAUGCUGAUGUCCAGAGGUGAGAUGAGAAAUCUUUAACAUUUGACUCUCCAGAAGGAAAAAGAAAAUGAAAGCCUGAAUUCUAGGACUUACCACUUUCUUGCUGUAGAUACUCUCAAUGUGGCCAAUUUCAAAUUACCAUCACUUCAACAAGCAGCUUGCAGGAUUCCUGCAAAGGUAACAAUGGGUUCUCAUGAGCCAGUCCAAGCCUUCUCCAGCACACCACUCAGUUGUAUGCAUAAUCGGCACGUUCUCACCCUGACCACGACUCCCGGGUCCCAGCCACCAUCUCCUCCUGCACUACUGCUGUGGUCUCUGACUGGCUUCCUAGUUUCAGGCUCAGUGAUUCUUUGGGAAAGUCAGUCAAAUCCUAUCACUCCUCUGCUUCCUCUCCCAGCAUACCUGCCUGCCUCACUCUCCUACUUCUUACCAGUCUCUGUUCAUGUCACUUCAUCAAAGGUACCUUCCAUAGAUGGCCCUGUAUAAAAUACCAAUUCCUCUCUCACCCUGGCAUUCCAUGUCCUCUUAACCUGAUUAAUUUGCUUCCUGACCACUUACAACCAUCUGACAUAACAGAACAUAGGCAGUUCUCGCUUCGCACAGAAGAGGACUAUAGAAAUGACUGCAUAAACUGCGUCAUAAAAAGUGAUCUCAGUCAUCAGUGGUAUAAAUAAUGAUUCUGAUGUGAGACACUUUUUUCAAAACUUUAGAAUCUCUCCUCCUUUCAGAUUUAAAUACAUAGACAAAAGGAAAAAACUAAUCAUAUUUAGUUUGACACAUUCGACACCUUGAGAAUUAAAGCAAUUUAUUUCUUUCUAAAAGCUUAUCAGAAGUAUUUUCAACUGUCUUCAAUUUAUUUUUAUUUAUCUCUAUUCAUAAUUUUUAGAUAAUGAAAAUAUAUCAUAUUAAAACCAUUACUAAAAAAGAAAAUUAGUAAACAUACAAGCACAAAAAAAAUCUUAUCCGAACGUUUGAACAGGGCUUGCCUUCUUCUUCUUGUCUAAUCUACAGUAUAAGAGCAUCUUUUUUAUGCCUUGGUGAAUUAUCAGAUGCCUUGCUGUAUUUGGAUCAGUUUCCAACAUUUUAUGCUCUGUACGCUCAAAAUUGUGGAAUCUUUACAAAACUUCCUUUAAUUUGAAGUAUUUGCUGCUCUGACUUCCUCUGGGACAUUUUCACCCGUUUCCUCACCACCAUUUCCCUCAUUUACGGGGUAGGUUUGCCUUCACUAAGUUCCCCUGGAUGCGUAUCUAGAAUCUUUCUAACAGUCUGCGUGUACCAUUCCCAGGGUCAGAGAUUUCUUCUCUAAUCCACUUACAUUCAGUUGGAAUGUCACCUCCAGCAUCACCACUUUUUGCGUCUCCAUUGCACUCUCGUCUUCGUCGUCAAUUCCCUUUUACAAUGAGUCAUUUUUGUAAAUUCAUAUGGAUUCAUCACUAGGAGACAGUGGGCAACUUGCCCACAUACGUUGCCGUGUGGGCCUAAGCUGAGUAACAAGAGUCACAGUGAUCAAUUACUACAGGCUUUCAAAGUACGGACGUGAUUGGUUACUAACCACGAUGAGCAUCUGUUAGUACACAGUGAUCUGUGGGCUGACGCAGAGUCAGCAGCAAAGUUAUACUUGAUGCAAUUGUGCAAAGUAACUUUCCUGUGGUAAGUGAAUUCUGAACUGCGUGUUGGGGGAUUCAUGCUAUUGAUCUAAACUGAAAUUCAUGCACCACGCAAGACGAACCCUGAUGUACGUGUUGUCUCUUCCUCAAAUAGGCUGUCAGUUCCAUGAGAAGGGACUCUGAAUCCUCACUUGCCAGAACAUGACCGCCACAUACCAGGCCAUUAAUGGUUAUUUUAAUAAAUGAAUGAAUGAGUUUCCACUAGACGUUGGAUUUCAAAUAAAAAUUAUCUAAGUCAAUCA
Camelus dromedarius (Arabian camel) is the source of this 3695-nucleotide messenger RNA. RefSeq names its product signal-regulatory protein beta-1-like. Gene Ontology annotation, cellular component: plasma membrane. Gene Ontology annotation, biological process: positive regulation of T cell activation; positive regulation of phagocytosis. The record is from RefSeq and is a predicted model, not a curated record. The coding region runs from base 107 to 1285 and encodes 392 amino acids. Lineage: Eukaryota; Metazoa; Chordata; Mammalia; Artiodactyla; Camelidae. The transcript is spliced from 6 exons.